UAAACGGUCAUCAGUAGUUACCUCAGCCACAAAGUCAGAAACCCCGCCUAUUUCUACAAUUUAUAUUCUUAAAAUUUGAUUUUAAAACCCUACUUUAACCUCACUGCUAACCCUGACCUUAAAUUAACACCAAAAAAAGCACCAACAAUAUAAUAAUCAUGAAUAUUUACGAUAUAGAACAAUUUGGACAUUGUGGGUGUGGUAACCGAAGUAAACUAGCUAGCAUGCAAAGUCAUCAGAUGUUUAGUUAGUCAACCGAUCCACAAACUAUUGGAAUGUACGCAAUGUUCUUCUGAGAAAUAGACUUGUUGACAAGUCAAUUCAAUAGCUGCACAGAGUGGCGGGGAUGUUGAAUCAAAAUGGGAAACAUUUUCACCAGAAAGAGACGCACACGAAUCACAGAGCAGGACAGGGCAGUUUUGCAACUGAAACAGCAGAGAGAUAAGUUAAAGCAGUAUCAGAAGCGAAUCACCCUGCAGCUGGAGAAGGAGAGGAAUCUAGCCAAGCAGCUGCUGAAAGAUGGCAAGAAAGAGAAGGCCCUCCUCUUGCUCAAAAAGAAGAGAUACCAGGACCAGCUCCUGGACAAGACAGAAAACCAGAUAAGCAACCUGGAGCGAAUGUGUCAAGACAUUGAGUUUGCCCAGAUUGAGAUGAAGGUCGUUGAAGGCCUUAAAGUUGGAAACGACUGCCUGAAGUCAUUGCAUGAGGCAAUGUCCAUCGAGGAUGUGGAGAGAAUUAUGGAUGAGACCCAAGAAGGCAUUGAAUACCAGAGGGAAAUAGAUGAGAUGCUGGCAGGUUCCCUGACACAGGAGGAUGAAGAUGCUGUACUGGCUGAACUGGAGGCCAUUACUCAGGGAGAGCUUGACCUACCCGAGGUACCUGAUGAGUCCCUGCCAGACAUCCCAGAGGCAGCUGAUGAAGAACCAGUGCCAGGUCAAGAGAGGGAGAGGCCAAGGAAGAAGCAGGAACGAGGGAUGUUGGCUGUCUAGGGGCCUGUCUGUUCGCCAGGUGACUCUGUGGGUCUUGGUACACCGGCCACUAUAUCCCCCUCAUAGGGGUCUCAUGCCCCCCCACACACACACAAAACCACAAAAAGAUUAUCUUUGCCAUCUCUUCCAGUCCCUCGCCUCCAAUACUGAACUUCCUGGUGCCCUGCUAAGCCUCGGCUUUGUGAGCCCCAAUACUGCUUUAUAAUCCUCUUCUGGAUUCAACCACCCCAUCACUCCAACCAGGGUCAUGGACUUGUUUUUCACAUCAUUGCCUGCAGGUUCUCCCAUUUGUUUUGCUCAUGUUUAGGGCCUAUUUAGACACAUCAUGAAGAAAUGAGUGGUUUGAUUUAGAUAAUAUUGUGCCUAUUGCCUAAGUCCCGUGACGGGUAUGUUUUUUUAAAAUCUUCUGUGAACGAACAAAUUAUGUAAUUAACAGACAAAUUAAUGCAUGUGUCUCUUUUUUUUUUCUUACUAGGCCUAGUAGGCUCAGGCCUACUAUCUGACCACAGAGCACAUUCUCUUUGGGAGGAAUAGACAUGCAGACUGUCUUUCAAAAUCAUUACUGUUGGGAUGGUUGUCAGAAUCUUGCCUUGUCUUAGUUAAGAACGUCUUGAUUGCUGCCAAACUGUCAAUAAUGGAUAAGACUUUGGCUUUGGUUUCAACUUGUUGAUUGCGGAGUAAAAUCCUUAAUAGUA
Messenger RNA from Oncorhynchus masou masou (cherry salmon), 1684 nucleotides. Its product is annotated as charged multivesicular body protein 6-like. Gene Ontology annotation, biological process: late endosome to vacuole transport via multivesicular body sorting pathway; vesicle budding from membrane. The record is from RefSeq and is a predicted model, not a curated record. The transcript has 8 exons. Gene Ontology annotation, cellular component: ESCRT III complex; multivesicular body. The coding region runs from base 360 to 989 and encodes 209 amino acids. Lineage: Eukaryota; Metazoa; Chordata; Actinopteri; Salmoniformes; Salmonidae.